GGUUCAGGACUGCAGCCUUAACUCGUCCUGAGGCCAAGCCUGGGUAGAGAGAGAGGGGAGAGCCGCACCGGUUGGGCUUCUGCCUCUAGCUGCAGGCGAGAAGCCCUGGGGAAGGUGGCUGCGAGCACCGGCAGAGAGUCUGCUUGGAGAGGGGGUGGAAGAAGGAGAGUGCCCGCGUUGGCAGAGCCCCCCCCAGGAGAUCUGCCCCCUUCUUUGCAAGCCCCACCCCCUUGCUUGGAGCAUCCUCCUUGAGCCCCGUCUGGGCGUGGCCGGGCAGCGGGGGGGCAGCCGGGCAGCCGCUCCUCUGUGCUCCCUCCCCCGCUGGCGCUCCUCGGGCCGUGUCGCAGCGGCGCCGAGCAGGAAAGGCCCCGCCGGGAGGGAGCCUGGGCCAGCCUGGCAGAAGCCAGAGGCUGUGCUGCCUUCCCACUGAACCUGCUGGAGGAAAAGGCCCUCACCCUUCGUCGCAAGAUGGCGAGCCGCCUGCCUAGCUCGGCAGACCUGACCCGCUUCUGCCAGAAGCUCAACCGGGUCAAGACCCUGGAGGACGACAUGAUGGAGACCUCCUUCAACCGAUGCCUGACCACCGUGGACUUGGCCCUUCUCGGCAUUGGGGCCAUGGUGGGCUCUGGCCUCUACGUCCUCACGGGCACUGUGGCUAAGGAGACAGCGGGCCCUGCCAUCGUCGUUUCCUUCAUCGUUGCUGGCAUCGCCUCACUGCUGGCGGCCCUCUGCUACGCCGAGUUUGGCGCCCACGUGCCCAAGACAGGCUCAGCCUACAUGUUCACCUACGUCUCUGUGGGUGAGAUUUGGGCCUUCCUGAUUGGGUGGAAUGUCAUCCUGGAGUACAUGAUAGGCGGGGCGGCCGUGGCCAGAGCGUGGAGCGGCUACCUGGACUCCAUAUUUGACCACCGGAUCAAGAACUUCACAGAGACCCACGUGGGCACCUGGCACAUCCCUUUCCUGGCCCAUUACCCAGACUUCCUGGCUUCUGGCAUCCUGCUCAUUGCCACAGCCUUCAUUUCCUUCGGCGCCCGGGUCUCCUCCUGGCUCAACCAUUUCUUCUCUGCAGUUAGCAUUGGAGUUAUCCUCUUCAUCCUCGUGAUGGGAUUCAUUCUCGCCAGGCCCCAAAACUGGGGGGCCGCCGAAGGGGGGUUUGCCCCAUUUGGCCUCUCAGGGAUCAUGGCCGGCUCGGCCACCUGCUUUUAUGCCUUUGUGGGCUUUGACGUGAUAGCCACAUGCAGCGAGGAGGCCAGGAACCCACAGAGGGCCAUCCCGAGGGCGAUUGCCAUCUCUCUGAGCCUUGCCACCGGGGCCUAUAUCCUGGUCUCCAUGGUGCUGACGCUGAUGGUGCCCUGGCAUUCCUUGGACCCUGACUCUGCCCUGGCCGACGCCUUUUACAAGAGGGGCUAUUCCUGGGCUGGCUUCAUCGUGGCGGCCGGUUCCAUCUGUGCAAUGAACACUGUCCUCCUCAGCAACCUCUUUUCCCUGCCCCGAAUUGUCUACGCCAUGGCUGAGGACGGGCUCUUCUUCCAGGUCUUCUCGCACGUCCACCCCCGGACGCAGGUCCCCGUCGUGGCCAUUGUGGUGUUCGGCAUCCUCAUGUCCCUCCUGGCCCUCACUUUGGACCUGGAAGCCCUGGUCCAGUUCUUAUCCAUUGGCACCCUCUUGGCCUACACCUUUGUGGCCGCCAGUGUGAUCAUCCUGCGCUUCCAGCGUCCAAAGGCGGAGGCUCCCAAUCCCCCUGUGGGGAGCGAGGCCACUGCCCCGACGUCCGCCGAGAGCAUCCAUGCCGCGGAACCAAAGGAAUACGAAUCUUUCUCUGACAAGCUACACCUGGUGGGCAAGGAGGAAGCAAACAGCAAGAGGGAGGGAGGACAGCUGAAGGCUGCUUUUGAACCCUACCUGGGCUUCCUGGCUGACUUCUACCCUGGCGAAGUGGUCACGGUGGCCGUGGUCAUUCUCAUGGUGUCUGCUCUCUGCUUGUCCUUGAUCCUGGUCUUCGGGCAGAGCCAGCUUCACCUGCCCACCUGGAGCUACACCUUGCUGAUCCUCCUCUUCAGCCUGGCCCUUGUGUUCAGCUUGCUCCUCAUCAGUGUUCAUGAGCAACAGCAGAGCACCCAGACAUUCCAGCUGCCUCUGGUGCCACUGACUCCAGCAUUGAGCAUUUUGAUCAACAUCUACCUCAUGCUGAAACUCAACUACAUGACUUGGGUGCGGUUUUCUGUGUGGCUGAUUGCAGGCUUGCUGGUCUACUUUGGCUACGGCAUCUGGCACAGCAAAGAGAACCUGCGGGACUCCCAGACGCACACCGUCAGUGCCCGCUACGUCAUUUUCCCAAGCGGCAGCCUCGAAGAGACGGUCCAGACUGUGCAGCCCAGCACUCAGCCAUCUCAGGGGUUGGAGCAAACGGCCGGAGAGGAGGAAGCAAGGAGGUGAUGGGGAGAGGCCUAACUGGAGAGGAGACCCUUCCCUGUGUCCCCCACCCCACUCAGCCUACCCCAUUGCUCUCCAGUGUUUGGGCAGACAGAAGAGCCCUUGCCCGAUCCAGACUUUGGGGGUGGCAGGUUCCCGCUGGUGAGAAGAGAUCCGCUGCUUCUACUUGCCUGAUUGGCCCCCAUUCCUGUGCAGGAAAGCUGGACCCAUCUAACUGCUGGAUGCCCUUGAAAACGGCCCCAUCUGUCCUACCCUCUGGCUUGGAACUGGGUUUUGAGCAGCAGCAAGUCUCUCCCAUUCUGUCAUCAACCCGCUGCGGGUGAUGGUGGGGGACCAUUGUCAUACUUUGCUGUUUAUCUUCAUGUUCCUCUGCGCCCCUGCCCUAGCAUGGCCGCAGUCCUUUCUAGGCAGCCUGUUUAGUUUAUUUUGGGGUGGCUCAGCCUAUAAAAUCCCAGGAAGACUCCUGUUUGAUGGGCUCAUGUGAAGGGGGGGCAAGGGAUACGCAGCUCCAACUCCCAUCACCCUUAGCCAGCACAGCCGUAUGAUGCUUGGUCUGGGAGUUGUAGUCCAGAAGGUGUGGAGCGCGCCAGGUUGCCAGAAGCCUGCGAUAGAUUUCAUCACCCUGUAGCAGGUGACAGCAUAAAAAGGGCUCUACAGCUCAGGUGUACUCUGCUUGGUGGGACUGUUUUGUGCUGCAGGGAGGCUCUCAGAGGCACAGAGAGGAUCUGUGGAGAUGUACAAUGCAGCUGUACUGAGCAGAGGCAGCCUUGUUCUCAGUGAAAGAUGACGAUACCCCUUCGGGUGGCAAAAAUCUGAGGGGUAAGGGGGACAGAGGGAAAUGGGAGGGAAAAGCCUACAGUUCUGCUGAUCAGGCCCAUUGAAAUGAAGGGGUUUGCACAGUUCCCCUUCAGUGCAUGGGGCCUUGCACAGCAUGACUGUGUUGUGCUCCUUGUUAGCUAGGGGGAGAAGGGUGCCAUUUGGGUAUUCCACCCAGGCAACAGAAUGUCCUGGCCCCAUGGCUCAGAAGGCCUGGCAGUAAAGGAGCAGCCAGCCAGCCAUGUCUUGGGCCAGCCCCAGAGAUCAUCCUCACUGCCCAGCAUGUGGCUGCAACUUCACCCUUGCUCCCUUGAGGCAAGGCGCCACCACCCCGCAGCCCUUGAGGCUUUGCCUGCAUUAGACUUUGCCAGCCUGGACCACUCCAGGUGUUCUGGACCGCAGCUGCCAUCAGCGGUUGAAAGCCAAAACAUCUGGAAGGCACCCGGUUGGGAAACGUUGGUCAGCAUGGAUUCUGCCACGUCACAGCAGCCAGCCAUUUCUCAUAGCCCCUUGCGGUUUUCAGCAGUUGAUAACUGACUCUUCCCUCGCAGGAGGCCAGAGGCAGCGUGGACUUAACAGGCCCCGGGCAGAUGACACUGCUGGUGAUAGCGCAAGUAUUCCCCACACUUCCAAUAGCUGAGACGCAUUUUCCCUGAAUUAAAUUUGGAAACACCCUUUGCUUUUUUUUACACUAGGAAAGUUUGCUUUUAAGUGUGUGUAAGAAUGAGGAAUGGCCAGUCUGGAAAUAUUCCUAUGGAAAGGGACUGUUGAAACAAGCUUUUGAAAUAAAUGCCUGUCUGCAGAGACCCCCUCGCUUUCUGCAUCAGGCAUUCUUCUGGGCUGGCCUCUGCAAUUUAACUGUGGCAAUGGGGACUAACGAGGUGUGGGGAACCUCUGGCCCUCCAGAUGUUGCAGGAUGACUAUUCCCAUCAUCCCUCGCUGUUGACCACGCUUGCUUGCUGGGGUGGAUGGGAGCUGUCGUUCAACAUCUGGAGGGCCAAAGUUCCCCACACCUGGACUAAGCAAUCUAAUCACAUCUGAUGCAGAGAGACUCAGCAGGAGUCUGUGAGGCUCACAGGAAGAAGGCAAGGCCAGAGCAGGGACUCGUAAAGAAAUCCAGCGGGGCACCUCCUCUGUGGGUAGAAAUAGCACAUCGGCCUCAUUGGCCACUUGUUUUCUGUUAAUUUACUCCAUAGUGCAGAGCUUGGGAAUUGCUGCAGUUAACUCGCUUAGGCUGCUAUCCAAAGCCCACUGACUUGGCAGUAAGUUCCAUUGAACUCAGUGGGGCUUACUUCUGAGUAGACAUGGCUAGGACUGCACUCUUCAGUCCUUCUGAAGAAUCUAAUUAUGUUUUAUUCUGUUCUCUCCAAGUGAGGAAAACAUUAGCUCAGCCUUCCCAACCUGGUGCUCUGCAGCUUGUUAUGGACCGCAACUCCCAUCAGCCGGCUGGUUGUACUGGCUGUAGCUGAUGGGAACUGUAGUCCAAAACAGCCGUGGUGGCAGGGGCUGAUGGGAGUUGUAGUCCAAAACAGCUGGAGGGCACCAGGCAGGCAAAGGCUGCAUGACCUUUUUUAAAUGUAUUUUUACACUGCCACCCACUGGGCCAUACGCCAACUCAGGGCUGAAAUCUCCUGCCAAAGCACAGGCCGCGGGGCCCAGGACUUGAGUCACCUUUCUGCUCGAGUGGGCCUGUAUCUGUAUUCUUUCUUCUCAGAGGAAUCUCACUUCCGUGGCCGAGUAAUCACUCAACUAGCUCAACAUAAAUCCAAGCACAACUGCCCCUCCUGACCCACUUUGUCAGGCUAUGUUCACAGGGGAUGUUGCUCCAGUUAAUUCAGGAGGUUUGCACACUGCACAUUUGCAUCCGGCUGCCGCAGAAGUCGAUUCCAAAAGCCAGUCUUGUCCAUUCCAAAUAGCGGUAACAGGGCCCUCCUCUGCAACCACCUGAUGUUGCCGUCAGGGGGUGUCAGUCGCCCUGCUCCGGCCGCUCACUGCUGGAACUUCUGCUGUCUCAGGAGUCGGGGCAGGUGAAGGCAGGAAGAAACAGCUAAGGGCCAAGAGAACUCCUGAGAAGCAAGGAAGGAGCUAACACUCCGGUAGGGUUUUCCUCUUGCAGAUUGCUGGUGAUGAGAUCCCGGUCCCCAGCAAGGAAAGGCCUCUCGUCACUCUCUGCCAUCAACAGAGGAAGGUCGUGUGGCUGCUUAUGGGAGGUUUUAUCAUAUGUACCUCCACCACCGGCUGCCAGUGAAUCUCUGAUAUGCAGCGUGUCAUUUCGCUCUGUGUCCUGAGCUCACUUGCUCCCAUCGCUAGGCUUGUUGCAGCAGCUGGGGAAUUGCCCUCAUUGCUACCUCGUCUCCCCGUCAGGCUGCAACUCUGCUCCGCGCACAACAGCUUGUGGCAAAUAAGCCCAUGCACUAUAAAGAUGUGUUGUCUCUUG
Rhineura floridana is the source of this 5686-nucleotide messenger RNA. RefSeq names its product solute carrier family 7 member 4 (gene SLC7A4). Gene Ontology annotation, molecular function: amino acid transmembrane transporter activity. Gene Ontology annotation, cellular component: plasma membrane. The record is from RefSeq and is a predicted model, not a curated record. Gene Ontology annotation, biological process: transmembrane transport; amino acid transport. The transcript is spliced from 5 exons. The coding region runs from base 469 to 2436 and encodes 655 amino acids. Lineage: Eukaryota; Metazoa; Chordata; Lepidosauria; Squamata; Rhineuridae.